Homo sapiens (human) is the source of this 2556-nucleotide messenger RNA. RefSeq names its product FA complementation group G (gene FANCG). The transcript is spliced from 14 exons. Gene Ontology annotation, biological process: interstrand cross-link repair; DNA damage response. The record is from RefSeq and is marked reviewed. Bases 419 to 2287 code for a protein of 622 amino acids. NCBI's taxonomy places the organism in Eukaryota, Metazoa, Chordata, Mammalia, Primates, Hominidae. Gene Ontology annotation, cellular component: nucleus; cytoplasm; Fanconi anaemia nuclear complex.
CCUUUCUCGAGGCUGUGGCCUCCGCGAGAGCCGAGCGGGCCGCACCGCCGGCCGUGCGACUGCCCCAGUCAGACACGACCCCGGCUUCUAGCCCGCCUAAGCCUGUUUGGGGUUGCUGACUCGUUUCCUCCCCGAGUUUCCCGCGGGAACUAACUCUUCAAGAGGACCAACCGCAGCCCAGAGCUUCGCAGACCCGGCCAACCAGAGGCGAGGUUGAGAGCCCGGCGGGCCGCGGGGAGAGAGCGUCCCAUCUGUCCUGGAAAGCCUGGGCGGGUGGAUUGGGACCCCGAGAGAAGCAGGGGAGCUCGGCGGGGUGCAGAAGUGCCCAGGCCCCUCCCCGCUGGGGUUGGGAGCUUGGGCAGGCCAGCUUCACCCUUCCUAAGUCCGCUUCUGGUCUCCGGGCCCAGCCUCGGCCACCAUGUCCCGCCAGACCACCUCUGUGGGCUCCAGCUGCCUGGACCUGUGGAGGGAAAAGAAUGACCGGCUCGUUCGACAGGCCAAGGUGGCUCAGAACUCCGGUCUGACUCUGAGGCGACAGCAGUUGGCUCAGGAUGCACUGGAAGGGCUCAGAGGGCUCCUCCAUAGUCUGCAAGGGCUCCCUGCAGCUGUUCCUGUUCUUCCCUUGGAGCUGACUGUCACCUGCAACUUCAUUAUCCUGAGGGCAAGCUUGGCCCAGGGUUUCACAGAGGAUCAGGCCCAGGAUAUCCAGCGGAGCCUAGAGAGAGUGCUGGAGACACAGGAGCAGCAGGGGCCCAGGUUGGAACAGGGGCUCAGGGAGCUGUGGGACUCUGUCCUUCGUGCUUCCUGCCUUCUGCCGGAGCUGCUGUCUGCCCUGCACCGCCUGGUUGGCCUGCAGGCUGCCCUCUGGUUGAGUGCUGACCGUCUUGGGGACCUGGCCUUGUUACUAGAGACCCUGAAUGGCAGCCAGAGUGGAGCCUCUAAGGAUCUGCUGUUACUUCUGAAAACUUGGAGUCCCCCAGCUGAGGAAUUAGAUGCUCCAUUGACCCUGCAGGAUGCCCAGGGAUUGAAGGAUGUCCUCCUGACAGCAUUUGCCUACCGCCAAGGUCUCCAGGAGCUGAUCACAGGGAACCCAGACAAGGCACUAAGCAGCCUUCAUGAAGCGGCCUCAGGCCUGUGUCCACGGCCUGUGUUGGUCCAGGUGUACACAGCACUGGGGUCCUGUCACCGUAAGAUGGGAAAUCCACAGAGAGCACUGUUGUACUUGGUUGCAGCCCUGAAAGAGGGAUCAGCCUGGGGUCCUCCACUUCUGGAGGCCUCUAGGCUCUAUCAGCAACUGGGGGACACAACAGCAGAGCUGGAGAGUCUGGAGCUGCUAGUUGAGGCCUUGAAUGUCCCAUGCAGUUCCAAAGCCCCGCAGUUUCUCAUUGAGGUAGAAUUACUACUGCCACCACCUGACCUAGCCUCACCCCUUCAUUGUGGCACUCAGAGCCAGACCAAGCACAUACUAGCAAGCAGGUGCCUACAGACGGGGAGGGCAGGAGACGCUGCAGAGCAUUACUUGGACCUGCUGGCCCUGUUGCUGGAUAGCUCGGAGCCAAGGUUCUCCCCACCCCCCUCCCCUCCAGGGCCCUGUAUGCCUGAGGUGUUUUUGGAGGCAGCGGUAGCACUGAUCCAGGCAGGCAGAGCCCAAGAUGCCUUGACUCUAUGUGAGGAGUUGCUCAGCCGCACAUCAUCUCUGCUACCCAAGAUGUCCCGGCUGUGGGAAGAUGCCAGAAAAGGAACCAAGGAACUGCCAUACUGCCCACUCUGGGUCUCUGCCACCCACCUGCUUCAGGGCCAGGCCUGGGUUCAACUGGGUGCCCAAAAAGUGGCAAUUAGUGAAUUUAGCAGGUGCCUCGAGCUGCUCUUCCGGGCCACACCUGAGGAAAAAGAACAAGGGGCAGCUUUCAACUGUGAGCAGGGAUGUAAGUCAGAUGCGGCACUGCAGCAGCUUCGGGCAGCCGCCCUAAUUAGUCGUGGACUGGAAUGGGUAGCCAGCGGCCAGGAUACCAAAGCCUUACAGGACUUCCUCCUCAGUGUGCAGAUGUGCCCAGGUAAUCGAGACACUUACUUUCACCUGCUUCAGACUCUGAAGAGGCUAGAUCGGAGGGAUGAGGCCACUGCACUCUGGUGGAGGCUGGAGGCCCAAACUAAGGGGUCACAUGAAGAUGCUCUGUGGUCUCUCCCCCUGUACCUAGAAAGCUAUUUGAGCUGGAUCCGUCCCUCUGAUCGUGACGCCUUCCUUGAAGAAUUUCGGACAUCUCUGCCAAAGUCUUGUGACCUGUAGCUGCCACGUUUUGAAGAGCUUGAGCUGGGUCCCCAGUGGGCUGUCUCUCUGUGGGGAGGGCUUUCUGCUUCACCAUCAUUAGGAAUGUGACCAUUCCUAUAUAAUUCCUGGACUGGUGAGAUUGGUGGUAGGCCUGUGAAAUUUGCCCUAGUUACUACCAUUCUCGUUUUGGAGGAAACAAUCUCUGCCACCACCAAGUCAUUGACUUUGCUCGAGGCACCUUUUUUCCUGUUUCUCCUUUUCUGUUGUCGAGUAAAAUUUCAUAUUUA